AUGGCGGCUGGCGACUCGGAGCGAGUCAAGGAGGCUCAGAAUCUAGCCAAGACGGAUUCGAAGAAGGCAAAGGCUCUGUACAAGGAGAUCACAUCGAAAGCGCCAAGGGCGGGGUCUGAUGCAGCGACGCGAGAAUACGAGACAGCCCUCGUAGGCUUGGGCGAGCUGUACAGAGACGACAAGAAGACAGACGACCUGGUCAACUUGAUAAAAGAGAGCCGGGCGGUCUUUUCGUCAUUCGCCAAAGCCAAGUCAGCCAAGCUCGUCCGUCAGCUACUUGACCUUCUCAAAGAGAUCCCCAACAGCACAGACAUCGAAGUCGCCGUGACAAAGGAUUGCAUAGAAUGGGCCACCGCCGAACGACGCGCCUUCCAACGCCAGGACCUCGAAGUCCGCCUGGUCGCCCUGUACAUGACCAAGGCGAGCUGGUACGAUGCGCUCACCCUCAUCAACGGUCUCCUCCGGGAGCUCAAGCGCCUAGACGACAAGCUCCGCCUCGUCGAGGUCCAGCUGCUCGAGUCCCGCGUCUACCACGCCCUCGGCAACAUCCCCAAAGCCCGCGCGGCCCUGACCAGCGCCCGCACAAGCGCCGCGAGCGUGUACACCCCGCCCGCGCUCCAGGCGAACCUCGAUAUGCAGAGUGGCAUGCUGCACGCUGAAGAUAAGGACUUCAACACGGCAUUCUCCUACUUUAUCGAGGCGCUGGACGGCUACCACAGCUUGGACGAGAGCAGCAAGGCGCAGGCGGCGCUGCAGUACAUGCUCCUGUGCAAGAUCAUGCUCAACCUGAGCGAAGACGUCAACCAGCUCAUGACGUCCAAGCAAGCCCUCAAGUACGCAGGGCAGAACCUCGAGGCGAUGAAGGCCAUUGCCCGCGCGCACUCCAACCGAUCCCUCGAGGAGUACGAGAGCGCCCUCUCCUCAUACCGCUACGAACUCGGCAGCGAUGCCUUUAUCCGCAACCAUCUUCGCCGGCUGUACGACGCCAUGCUCGAGCAGAACCUCAUCAAGGUCAUUGAGCCCUUUUCCCGCGUGGAGAUUGACCACAUUGCCAAGAUGGUCGGGCUCGACACGCAGCAAGUGGAGCGCAAGCUCUCCCAGAUGAUUCUCGACAAGGUCAUCAUUGGCGUGCUGGACCAGGGUGCAGGCUGCCUCAUCAUUUACGACGAGACGGACCGUGAUGAGUCCUACGACGCGGCCCUCCAGACUAUCGAAAAGCUGAGCAAUGUCGUUGAUGCUCUGUACAUUAACCAGGCAUCGCAGCUGGAGUAG
Messenger RNA from Emericellopsis atlantica, 1272 nucleotides. Its product is annotated as 26S proteasome non-ATPase regulatory subunit 11. The record is from RefSeq and is a predicted model, not a curated record. Gene Ontology annotation, molecular function: structural molecule activity. The coding region runs from base 1 to 1272 and encodes 423 amino acids. NCBI's taxonomy places the organism in Eukaryota, Fungi, Ascomycota, Sordariomycetes, Hypocreales, Bionectriaceae. The transcript has 3 exons. Gene Ontology annotation, biological process: ubiquitin-dependent protein catabolic process. Gene Ontology annotation, cellular component: proteasome regulatory particle, lid subcomplex.